CCCCCUCGUAGUAGGGCGGGGACAAGCGGCUUGUUUGCUUUCGCAUGGUGUCUAAAAGUUACACAAGCAGCGAACAGGAUUUUACAAAAGCGUUCCGUCGUCACGCCUAUUUUUUUUUUCUUUUUCUGGUUUGCUUGUGUCCUUUCACCUUUGCCGAGGUUUCACCCCACAACACGGAGCUGUGUUGGCGGCGACACACACACGACAACACCUCCGCGCCUCAUGCCCAUCAUUUGUCCGCUUUUUCCGGAGCCCGGGACCCCAAACGAGCGCCUUUUAGGGACCUCCAGCCAACACCGCAACUUUCCCGGUAUGUGAGUUCGUGCUUGCGGCUUUAUCAGCGAGACGAAGGCCGCGCACGGAACACCUUUCCUCCCCGCACUAUUCCCCGCCAUGGAGCUGAGCUCGGCCCUUCUCACCACGGCGGGAGCUUAUGGAUUCUUCCGCCUGGUCAACACCGGCGUGGGCAGGCUGCCGGUGCCAGACAGCGCCCGCAAGAACGCCACGAAAUGGAGAAACAUCUCCACGUCCUUCGUGCACAGUCUUGUCACCGCCAUCUGGGCGCUCUUUUGCUUUAUUCUCCAGCCGCACAUGGCGGAAGAUUUGAUAGAAACACAUUCGGUGUUUUCUCACGCGUUGGUGUCCUUUUCCAUCGGUUACUUCAUCUAUGACCUCUUGGACAUGGUGACGUACCAGAAGAUAAGCCAGUCCUGGGAGCUUGGCUUGCAUCACGUUGUAGUGAUCACCUGCUUCGGCCUGUCCGUGGCGACGCACCUCUACAUCGGUUUCGCCGUGGUGGCGCUGCUGGUGGAGAUCAACUCGGUGUUCCUCCACCUGCGGCAGAUGCUGCGCAUGUCCAACAUGGCCGUGGGCACCGCCUACCGCGUCAACAGCAUGGUCAACCUGGGCACCUACGUGGUGUUCCGCAUCAACACCCUGGCCUGGAUGACCCGCUGGCUGGUGCUGAACAGAGACAAGGUGCCGCUGCUGUCCUACACGCUGGGCAGCGUGGGGCUGGCCGUCAUGACCGUCAUGAACAUCGUCCUCUUUUACCGCCUGCUCAGGAGCGACUUCCUGAAGGGCAGCGCCCGCGAGGCCAAGAAGGAGAAGGAGACGUAAGGUCGCCCGCGUCCCCAACGCCUGUAAGAAGCUACUAAUCACGUCAAGGUGUGACUUUCUACCUGGAAUAUGACAUCAUUCACCAAUCACUGCAUCCUCCUGCUACCUCAGAAAGUGCUCACACCUGUCGCCGCUUUGCAAUAAAACAUGACCACUCGAAGAAAAGGUGAUUCUGUUCGACAUCUUCAGUCACGUGGUAAGCCGUCCUCUUUUCAAAACGUGCCUCCCUCAGUUUGAGCUCACAAGAAGCCUGUAAAAUAAAACGUGUGUUGGAUGUAAUUCAUCUCUUGGCCUGCAGAGGGCAGCGCAGCUGUCUUAUAAUUAAUAAAUGUUUUGCUGUA
Molecule: messenger RNA, 1460 nt
Organism: Nerophis ophidion (straightnose pipefish)
Lineage: Eukaryota; Metazoa; Chordata; Actinopteri; Syngnathiformes; Syngnathidae
Gene: tlcd2
Product: TLC domain containing 2
Exons: 4
Coding region: 394-1119 (241 amino acids)
Biological process (GO): regulation of membrane lipid distribution; phospholipid homeostasis; membrane assembly
Cellular component (GO): plasma membrane
Source: RefSeq, a predicted model, not a curated record